UAAUUAAAUAUAUAUUUUACUGGUCAUUCUUCUACUUAAAACCUGAUUCUAUUUAAAUAAAAUGUUAUUAAAUUAUUACGUGUGCACAUUAUUUACUUUAAUAUUUUUAGCUUUUUCGAAUGCAUCUAAAGAAACGUUAGUACUGUUGAACAAUUUAGUGAUCAAAGAAACACAUUCGAUACUUUUUAAAACUCUUAAAGAUAGAGGAUAUCAAUUAACAUUUAAAUCAGCUGACGAUCCUUCUUUAGUGCUUUCUAAGUAUGGAAAAUACUUUUAUGAAAAUUUGAUAAUAUUUGCCCCAAAUGUUCAAGAAUUUGGUGGAUCAUUGGGAGUAGAUACCAUUACUGAAUUUAUAGAUAAUGGAGGCAAUGUGUUAUUUACUGGUGGUGCUUCAACUGGAUCUGCUCUCAGAGAACUAGCUGCAGAAUGUGGUUUUGAAGUAACAGAAGAAAACUCACUAUUAAUAGAUCAUUUAAAUUAUGAUGCCAGCGAUCCUGGAAAACAUACUAGAGUGGUUGUAAGUUCAUCAAAUUUGAUUAAGUCUGAAGAAAUUGUAGGGAAACCCAAUAAUAAGGAUUUAUUGUACGAAGGUACUACCAUUAUUGCUGAUCCACAAAAUCUUCUUGUAUUACCAAUUUUACAUGCUGAAGAUACUGCAUAUUCCUACAAACCAGAUGUUGCUGUUAAAGAUUAUUCACUUGGAACUGGUAAAGAUCUCUUGCUCAUAGCAGCUCUUCAAGCAAGAAACAAUGCUAGAGUCGUUUUUUCUGGUUCAUUAUAUUUCUUUUCAGAUUCUGCAUUUAAAUCUUCUAUACAAAGAAUAACUGAUGGAAAAACCCAUGAUAUCUCAGGAAAUCAGGAAGCAGCUAUUAAUAUUGCAUUAUGGACUUUAAAGGAUAGAGGUGUAAUAAGAGUGAAAUCUGUUUCUCAUCAUAAACUUGGAGAAACAUCUCCUCCACCUUCUUAUACUAUAAUGGAUAUGGCUGUUUAUUUGCUUGAAUUGGAACGUUGGGAGAAUGGAAAUUGGAUUCCACAUAAUGCCAAUGAUGUACAAGUAGAAUUUGUUCGCAUAGAUCCAUUUUGGCGUGGUAACUUAAAAAAUAUUGGUUCUGGCAAAUAUGAGUUUACUUUUAAAAUCCCAGACACAUAUGGAGUGUAUCAAUUCAAAGUGGACUAUAAUAGGAUUGGAUUCACUUCUCUUAGAAGCUCUACGAUGGUUUCUGUGAUACCAUUAGAACACACUCAGUAUGAAAGAUUUAUAUUAAGUGCUUAUCCAUAUUAUGCAAGCGCUUUCUCAAUGAUGUUUGGGGUAUUUGUGUUCAGCUUUGUGUUUCUACAUUAUAGAGAUGAUAGUGAUAAAGUUAAGGGAGAAUAAUUCAGACUGUUAAAAAUGGUGGUAAAAUAUAUGUAAAUUUUUAAUUGUGUUUUUAAAAAUAUGUUUGUACAAAUAUGUUUAUUAAAAAUAAAUAAGUCCGCCCACUGAAUAAUACUUUACCAUGA
Messenger RNA from Daktulosphaira vitifoliae (grape phylloxera), 1500 nucleotides. Its product is annotated as dolichyl-diphosphooligosaccharide--protein glycosyltransferase 48 kDa subunit-like. Bases 62 to 1375 code for a protein of 437 amino acids. The transcript has 8 exons. Gene Ontology annotation, cellular component: endoplasmic reticulum membrane; oligosaccharyltransferase complex. The record is from RefSeq and is a predicted model, not a curated record. NCBI's taxonomy places the organism in Eukaryota, Metazoa, Arthropoda, Insecta, Hemiptera, Phylloxeridae.